This is a messenger RNA of Loxodonta africana (African savanna elephant), 12194 nucleotides long. It is a transcript of the gene FHIP1B, whose product is annotated as FHF complex subunit HOOK interacting protein 1B. The record is from RefSeq and is a predicted model, not a curated record. The transcript is spliced from 12 exons. Bases 1439 to 4432 code for a protein of 997 amino acids. Lineage: Eukaryota; Metazoa; Chordata; Mammalia; Proboscidea; Elephantidae. Gene Ontology annotation, cellular component: FHF complex. Gene Ontology annotation, biological process: endosome to lysosome transport; endosome organization; early endosome to late endosome transport.
AUGGGCCGGGAGGCCCGGAGAGGCACGUGAGAACAUGAGGGGCCAGGAAAUGACAGUACCUGGCUUGGCGACUGUACUGGUUGUGAGGGGACCGGGUGUAGGUCUGGCAGGUCGUGAGGGGCCAGGUGUGAGUGUCUAACUAGGGGAGCAAGGUGAAAGCCUAGGGGUAAGUGGACAGGUAAGGGAUUGGGUUGUGUGAAGGGUUGGGGUGCUUUCUCAGGGGCCAAGUUGAAAGGACUUGUGCACACCGUUUAGCAAGGGACUGGGACUCCUGAGGGCGGGGACGAGGGACAACCUUGGUACCAGAGUGAGGGGGUAAUGCCUGUGCGAGGAGGAGGAGGAGGAGAGCAAAGGGCGAAGGCAGGAGCAUGUGGGAUGGUGAAGGAGUUGAGGGCAGGGGUGGGAGGAAGGAAUGAAGAUUGUGAGACUUAGAUGAGGGUGAGAGAUUGGUUCUGAGGCCUCUUUUGAUGGACUGUUCUGCCCAGUGAGAACAAUAAUUUUAGACUAAGUAGGAGAGCUUGGGUGGAAAUGUUGUGCACUUGAGUGCCCUGUACCCAUAAAAAAAAUAGGGUCUACAUAUUCUGGAGUGCAAAAAUUGGAGGUGUCACAGGCAAUAGUAAUAAAAAUAAUUUUGGGAGCUGUUUCAACAGAGGAAUUACUGGAACUUUAGUACCUAAGUUCCUCUUUUGGACUGCAGACUUGAAGGUGAUCUUUCUCAUAAAGGUUUUUUUUUUUUUUGGCUAUGACUAUGUUUGUCUUCUUUCCACCUGCUUCUAGGCAGCCUUACUCCACUGCUACUCCUCACCUGUGCUGAGCUUUGGGGCUUUGAUAAUUGUUAUCUGUAUCGGACUGACCACUUUCAAGUUUUAACUCUACUUUCAUGGAGGUCACAUGGCUUGUCACAGCACUAUAUUUAGACUCACAAAGAAGAUUAUGAAAUAAUGGUGACAGUUGUUGUUAAUGUGCUGUUGAGUUUGUUCCGAUUCAUGGUGACCCUGUGUACAACAAAAUGAAACACUGUCUGGUCCCGUGCCAUCCUUCCAGUCAUUGCUAUGUUUGAGCCCAUUUUUACAGCCACUGUGUCAAUCCAUCUCAUUGAGGGUUUUCCUCUUUUACACCGACCCUUUACUUUACCAAGCAUUUUAUCCUUCUCCAGGGACCAGUCUCUCCUGAUAACAUGUCCAAGAGAUGUGAAAGUCUUGUUAUCUCGCUUCUAAGGAGCAUUCUGGCCAUACUUCUUCCAAGUCAGAUUUGUAUUCUGGACUGGGCAGCGACCUCUGGUGUCUGUACUCCAGCCUGGUGCAUCCUUGGCUCCAUGGCCAGCUACUGGCUCUUACAGACCGGAUGAAGCGGACUGGAGACACAAGUGGAGAAAGCCUCCAGUUGGCACAUCCCCUGAGUGUGGCCUUCUGGCCGCUGGCUCUGCCCAGCCUGCCUCAUGGAGAGGAUGAAUUGGCUGAGCAGACUGGCCUCCCGGGGCCCUGGGCACCGUGUACCUCCGGGGGCCAGUCUGCAGACCCCUGUCAUGGCUGACCCUGAAACCUGCCUCAUGGUCUUUAAGAAUCACUGGUCCCAGGUGGUGCGAAUUCUGGAGCGGCGAGGCCCUAGGGCAGCUCCUGGGGGUACAGAUGAUCUCAGUGCUGUGUGCAACCACACUUAUCAGAUGCUGACACUGUUGGCAGAGGAUCGUGCAGUCCCUUCAGCACCCACAGCCCCUGGGCCCCUGCUGGAGUUUGCUCUGCGUGAGGAUCUGCUGACCCGUGUAUUGGCAUGGCAGCUGCAAUGGGAUGAGCUUGGAGAUGGGGUUGAGGAACGGCGGGCUGAACAGCUGAAACUAUUUGAGAUGCUAGUGAGCGAAGCUCGCCAGCCAUUAUUGCGGCAUGGUCCAGUUCGAGAAGCUCUGCUGGUCCUACUGGAUGCCUGCGGCCGCCCUGUGCCCAGUAGCCCAGCACUGGAUGAAGGCCUGGUGCUACUCCUCAGCCAGCUCUGUGUGUGUGUGGCCCGGGAGCCUUCAUUGCUUGAGUUCUUCCUGCAGCCACCUCCUGAGCCUGGAGCUGCCCCUCGUCUUCUUCUCUUCUCUUGCCUUGUCCCCUUUGUCCAUCGAGAGGGCACUCUGGGUCAGCAGGCCCGUGAUGCCCUACUCCUGCUCAUGGCUCUGUCAGCUGGGAGCCCCACUGUGGGCCGCUACAUCGCAGAUCACUCUUACUUCUGCCCGGUGCUGGCCACAGGACUGAGUGCCCUGUAUUCCUCACUGCCCCGAAAGAUUGAGGUUCCAGGAGAUGAUUGGCAUUGCCUGCGACGAGAGGACUGGCUGGGAGUGCCAGCUCUUGCGCUGUUCAUGAGCUCCCUAGAGUUCUGCAAUGCAGUUAUUCAGGUGGCUCACCCCCUGGUGCAGAAGCAGCUGGUAGAUUAUAUCCAUAAUGGGUUCCUGGUGCCUGUCAUGGGCCCUGCCCUGCACAAGACCUCGGUGGAGGAGAUGAUCGCCAGUACCGCCUAUCUGGAACUUUUCCUACGGAGUAUCUCAGAGCCUGCCUUGCUCCGUACCUUCCUGCGAUUCCUGCUGUUACACCGGCAUGACACCCACACCAUCCUUGACACCCUUGUUGCCCGUAUUGGCAGCAACUCCCGGGUAUGGCCCCUACCUCUGUCCUGGCUUACUUGGCUCUGCAUGGUUUCUCUGAGUCUCUUCAGGACCCUACUGAACCUCAGCUGUGAGGAUGUCCUACUGCAGCUGGUUCUCAGGUAUCUUGUCCCAUGUAACCACGUGAUGCUGAGCCAGAAGCCAGCUGUGCGUGAUGUGGACUUAUAUGGGCGAGCAGCUGACAAGUUUCUCUCCCUAAUCCCACGCUGUUGUCGGCACCGUGCCCCUAGCCCACCCCGUCCAGAGCAUGCCUCGUGGGCACGAGGUGGGCCUUGCAGAGAGGCAGGGAGAAGGGAGGACACCACGGGCCCUGGAAGCCCGAGUGUUGAUUCCUCUUCUGUUGUGACGGUGCCCCGGCCCUCUACACCAUCUCGUCUGGCCUUCUUCUUGCGGCAGCAGAGCCUGGGUGGCUCUGAACCCCCAGCCCCAGCUCCUCGCUCCCCAGGGCUUGCCGCAUCCCCAGCCUCCAGCCCUAGCCGACGGCCCAGCCCUGCAGAGGAGCCUGGUGAGCUGGAAGACAAUUACCUGGAGUAUCUGCGUGAGGCACGUCGUGGCGUAGACCGCUGUGUCCGAGCCUGCCGUACCUGGUCUGCUCCCUAUGAUGGCGAGAGGCCCCCUCCUGAGCCCAGUCCUAUUGGCUCCCGGACUAAGAAACGCAGCCUACUGCCUGAGGAGGACAGGGACAAUGUGGGGGAAGGGGAGGAGGAAGAGCUGGGGAGUGGGGGACUGGCUGGGGGUGCAGGGGGGGACCCUGGCCACCUGCCCCCUCCCCAGCUCAAUGGGGUGCCAGGACCAUGGCCAGAUGGGGCCAAGAAGGUUCGCCGGGUGCCAGAGGAGGGAGCUGGGGAACUGCUGGAGGGUACCUCCGAGGGCAUGGCAGGACUAGAGGGCUUUGGGCAGGAGCUCCAGGAGCUGGAGGUGGCAUUGAGCAAUGGAGGGGCUGGCACAGAGCCCCCCCUAGAGCCUCCACUACCUCUUGAGGAGGAGGAGGCCUACGAGAACUUCAGCUGCCCCCCUGAGCCCCCUGGCCCCUUCCUCAGCAGCCCUUUGCGGACUCUCAACCAGCUGCCAAGCCAGCCCUUUACUGGCCCCUUCAUGGCUGUGCUCUUUGCCAAACUCGAGAACAUGCUGCAGAACUCCGUCUAUGUCAACUUCCUGCUGACGGGGCUGGUGGCCCAGCUGGCCUGUCACCCCCAGCCCUUGCUCCGCUCUUUCCUGCUCAACACCAACAUGGUCUUCCAGCCCAGUGUCAAGUCCCUGCUGCAGGUGCUGGGCUCUGUGAAGAAUAAGAUUGAGAGCUUCGCCGCCUCCCAGGAGGACUUCCCAGCACUGCUUUCCAAAGCCAAGAAGUACCUCAUUGCCCGUGGCAAGCUGGACUGGGCUGAGGGGCCUGCAGCAGGACCUGUCCCCCGCCGCUCUGAUCCUCUAGUGAAGAGCCGGAGGCCAUCCUUGGGGGAGCUGCUCCUGCGGCACGCACACAGUCCAACCAGGGCCCGCCAGGCGGCACAGUUGGUCCUUCAGCCUGGGCGAGACGGAGCAGGACUUGGCCUAGGUGGGGGCUCCCCUGGGGCUUCAACUCCAGUUCUGCUCCCCCGGGGCGGGGCCCCUGAGCGCCAAGGUGAGGCUCUGCGUGUCAAGAAUGCUGUCUACUGUGCAGUCAUUUUCCCUGAGUUUCUCAAGGAAUUGGCUGCCAUCUCCCAGGCCCAUGCUGUCACCUCGCCUUUCUUGUUGGAUACUUCAGAGGAGGGUUCUGCCCCUUCUGUUUCAGGCUUUGGGCCCCUCAAUCCUUAACUCUCUUCCAUGGACAAUCAGGGCCGUGGGUGGCCUGGGUUGGGGCCAGGGCGCAGGCUCCUUUUUGUUUGGAGGCAGUGGCAAGAGGACUUUUUAAUUUAUUUCAGAAGAACUGUUUUAUGGAGAACUUAUUGCAAUAUGUAUAAAAGGGAAAUCUCUAUUCUGUGCUCAUUUUCUUUCCCACCCUUUUCUGUGGGGCUGGGGCCCCAAGAAGGCUGUACAUGGAUGGGGAGAUGAUUAGGGGUUAUUUUUUCUCUGGUGAGGACAUUGAUGCCAAGUUUCAAGGUUCCUCUUAUGUCAUAUGUGCCAUCCCCUCAGAGGCAAGAAAACUGGAAAAAUGUAGGGACUCUCCCCCCUCCUCCAGACCCCAGAAGGAAGAAGCAGCAUGGGGCCAGGAUGGUUUGGGGGAGCAGCAGCUGGUGUUUAUUGGGAACCAGUAUCCCUAUGCCAGAUCUUGGGGGCCUUGCCCCCUGCAUCUCUUGCCUCAGCCUCAGUCGUCGCUGUCGAACUCCGAGGACAGACCCUGCAGCAGGGGCAGGGACAUGGAGUGCCGGUCGGGGUCCCCGGGGCCCCCACCCUGGGCUCCUGGUGGGGGGCUGCGGGGGCUGAAGAGCCAGUUUUCUGCCGGGGUUGGGGAUAUAGUCACAGCUUGACUCAUGCCCUGGUCUUUUGCCUCCCUACUCCCUCCAUUUGGACCUCUGUGUUGUCCUCACCCCUCGCCAGGGCCAUGCUUCCGUCUUGCCCUUCCCUGGCUCCCUCCCUCACUUUCCCUCACCAGGGUCCAGUACACAGUCAUGGGUGCUCCACACAUUCCUGGGCUAUACUCCCCAUGUCCUCUCCCUCUCUGCCUUGUCCCAUCCCUCAUUUCCAUUUCCCCUUGUAGUACCUGACAGCAUCAGUGGUCCCCUCCGGAAGGGGUUUCGGCCCUUGUAGGAGAAUCUGGUGGGUCUGCCCUCUGGCCCUUCCUGGGGAGGUGGUGUCGAUGGGGUUGGUACAGGUGGGGGUACAGCAGCAGCUUCGGGGAUAUUAGCAGGGGCUAAUGUGGGCGCCAGAGGUGGCAUGAUGCUAAGGUUGGGUCUGACCCAGUUGGCCCCAUGGGGCAAUGGGUCCUUGUUCAGGGGCUUCUGUGGUCCCAGCACACCCUUGGGCUGCAGUGAAAACUUGAGGCAGGAGAAGGCAAUAGGCAGUGACCGCUGUAACCGAAGCAGCUGGGGCUCACGGGCCGUGGGCAAUAGCCCCAGCUGCAGCCAGGAGCAGGAGAAGACCUGGUAGAUGACAUAGAUGCUGUGGGUGCCUCGGAGCCAAGAAAGAGUCUGCUGUAGGCUAACCUGCCCUGGUGGUAGCAGCAGGAAGGCCACCUUCUUGCGCAGACCACCCAAAUGUAAGCGGAUUCGGCAGGGCUGUCCAUCCAACAGUCGCAUCUCUUCAUAGGUUAUCUCUGCCCGGUCAUUUGGUGAGUAUUCUCGAGUACAGUAGGCAAAAGUACCCUCAGACCCUGUCUGCUCCAGGAGGCUUGGCAGUGGCCCCACUGGUUGCAGUGCCCGCCGACCCUGGCGACCUGGCAAAGCCAGGCGGGUAUGGGCUGGGCGGGACUGUUUCACUAGCACCCCCAGUAGGUCAUAGCAGGCUGCAUCCGACAGGAAAGGUACUGCCACUACGCCGGGCCCAAAGCGCUCCUCAAUGACCUGCGGGUGGCCAGUUUAUAGGUCAGGGACUGAGUAAGGGUCAGAAGUUAGCUUAGUAGCCUACUCUAGACAGAUCUUCCCGCUGUUCAACUACAUCUCCACAAUGUACUCAAAUUAUCCUACUUCCGGCUUAUCUCCCAGUUUUCUUCUGCAGCAAAACGGAAUGUCUGUGUGCCAAAUUCUGCUAGAUACAGGGAAUACAUAAAAGGAUGACACUUUGUUCUUGUCCUGAUAUAGCUCAUUUAGUGGGGGAGACAAAAAUUAGUUAAAUGAAAUACUACGCAGCAGGGUAUGGAGAUGACAGAAGUGGUUAACAGUCUUUGUCUUUGAUGGAAAGGGGACCAAAGAUGGUUUCUAAGUGGUAAUACUUGAGCUUUGAAGGAAUUAGUGAGGCAGAAGAAUGGUCAGUUCAAACAGGGGACAACCAGUAAAAACAUCUGAACUCACAAACCACGAGGGGCACAUUCAGGAACACAUAAUUAAUUUCAUAUUACUGAAAUGUAGGGUAUGAAGAAGGAGAGGCAGACAGGAACUCGAUUACGAAAGGCCUUGUGAUUUGCUAUUGUGACUGGAGUUUUAUCCUGAGGGGAAUGGGAAGGAAGCCACUUCAACGGCUUUGGGUAGGAGGGAAGUAUCAGUUGUUUAAGAAAGCAAAUUUUGAAUAGGAAGGCAUGAGAUAAGGAGAGGUAGAGAGAUCAGUUAAAGUACUGAAAACUCCGGGCAAGAGAUGAUGAAGACCAGAACUGAAAUAAUGGGUGAAGAUAUUAGAGAGAUUUAGGGUGUAGAAUCACUAGAAUUUGAUCACGGAUGGAUUGUGGGGAAAGGGAUCCUCAAGGAUCAUUCCUAGGUGAUUGGUUAGGUGGGUGAUGUCAUUAACUGAUAAUAGGUACACAGAAGUAGGUGGGGAAUGUCUUUUCAUACAUGGUAUUUAUAACCCCCUAGUUCUACUCUUCGAUGACACUGGGUUAGCAUACAUUUGCCCUGUCUUCAGGGGUUAUAAAAAGAUAGUUCUUUCAAUGGAAUCUGAGACCUCAUCUUUGUAAUGCUAAUUUUACCACACUUUUAGGGAUUCUAGUUUCCCUUAGUUUUUGUCCUUGUCUUGGCCUUUUUGGGCUUGGUAACCUAACUCUGGAAACCCUGCAAGACCCUCUCUAGUAAUUGUACCUAGGUUUUAUGGUUUUGACCUGUCCAGGAUAUUGUUGGCUGAGAUUUCUGGCUCUGUGUUCUGCUAGGGAGAAGGGGCACAUAAAAUUCCCUCUUUGGGCCCUUUUCAUGUUUGAGCCCUGUGCCUAAAGUGGUAUACUCCCUACCCCCAGCCACCAAAUGCUACGUGUCUGUGUACCUCCUCAUGGCAUUGCCCGCUUUGCUGGCCUGCUGGUAGAAUUCCCCAUUGUUCCUUUAGGCUGCUCUUUCUGUUAUAAAGCUGUUUUUGAAGUGCUGCCCUCUAGCUUAAGAGGAAGGUAGCCUUCUGAUUUGAGUUGUAUCUACUGUGGACAAACUGAAGUAGCUAGAAGGUUGUGAUCUUUUGCCACCUGGCCAAGGAAAUAGGUAUUUCUUGAUAUUUAUGGAGGAAUCUCCCUCCCAUUCCUUCUCUUUGCUUCACUGAGACAUGGAGCACUUUUCUUCUGGGUGCCUGAAGAACAGGGCAUUAAGUUUCCAGCUAGGUUUCCAGGGGUGAAAGCAGAGCACCAGUGGGUUGGGCAUUUUUAGAUAGAGUGCUGUGCCCCAUGACAAAGCAUAGUCACCAAGUGUAAAUCCUGAAGCUUACCGUUUACGUCUAGCCUCCUUCACAAGUAAGACAAAUGGAAAUAUCUCCAGGAGAGGCCCCUCUAGUGAGGAGUAUGACAUUUAAAAUAUCUGGUGCUUAUGGUCCAAGCUUCUGAUAAAAGGGUGAGUUCCUGCCUUACCUGGAGAUUUUUUUCUAGUAUAUAGGCAUUGAUUUUCCAUGGAGGUUUACUAGGUCCUCUUACUUUUAAGGGCCCCAAAGGCCCCAGUGGUUAUCCUAAAAUAGGGAAAAUUGAGGAGCUUAGUUCUUUGCUGGGAUGACUGUUCCUUGCUAGAGUCACCAUCUGAGACUACUACCAGCUUCCAUUGAACUUCUACCUCUGGGCUCCCACCCACUGCUGUGCAGUUGAUUCCCACUCAUAGUGACCCCAUGGGGCUUCCAAGGCUGUAAAUCUCUAUGGAAAGCCACAUCUUUCUCCUGAAGCCGCUGAUCUUUUGGUUAGCAGUUGAUCACUUUAACCACUGCCCCACCGGGGCUCCUUAUCUGUGGGUCCAAUUCUAUGAAACUUAGAGACCUUGAAAAUUUAGGUCUUUUAAGGGCAGCUCAGAGCCCUGGUGGCACAGUGGUUAAGAGUUCUGCUGCUGACCAAUACAUUGGCCGUUUGGAUACACCAGCCACUCCUUGGAAACCCUAUGGGACAGUUCUACUCUGUCCUAUAGGGUAGCUAUGAAUUGGAAUUGAUGGCAAUGGGUUUUUUUUUUUUUUUUUAAGGGCGGCUCAGGAGGAUGAUGGUGGAAGAUUGUCUUCCUGGAUAUAUCCUGUGUAGUUUGAAUUCUGAAGGGGGAGCUCUUGAGCCACAUUCUGUUCAUCCAGAUAUUCUACAACAUGCCUAAUUGUCAUCAGUUGUAGAGAGGUUUUUGUUUUGUGUAGAGAGGAAACCAGAUCACUCAAAGAUGACCUAUUUGGAAUUUGCCACAUUCCACCCGUGAUUUAUCCUGCACUUCUCUACCCUGACUUCCUGACUGUUUGCCAUUUAAAUAGGAUAGGGAGUUUUUCUGAAACUUGGAGAUGGUAUAACUUUCUAAUAGUUGAGACCCUAUUUACUUUUACCCUAAUUCUGAUUGAUCUAGUCCAGAACCAACCUUCUACACUGUUGAGACUAGCUUCUCUAAUACUUGGGAGAAUCUUGGCUGUCUUGUUUCUGCUUCUCUGGGAAGCUGGCCUUUGCAGCUACUCCAUUUGGAAUGGCAGCAACAUGCCAUUAAGGCUGCUUUGAGUCUGGUAGGCACUGCUUUAAGAUGGUUCUGUUAAGCUUUGUGUCUGCCUUCUGUGUGUGCUUUAAAUCCCAUAGCCAGAGCCUGAUCCCUAAAUUCUCCAACCUGAGAAAUUUGCAGCCUGCAACUGACAAGUUAUUUGGUGGAAUUUGUUGGACUCCUGCAUCCCAGGUACAGCUGAGAUCUCCCUACUCCUUGAAAUCUCCAUAUUUGGCCUACAACCCAAAUUUCUCAUUCUUUGGAAAUUAAGGUAGAGGGAAAUAUCUGAAGAGUUGAAGGUAAAGACCAUGUUCUUUAAAACACUUAAAGGGCCUUUCCUGAUCAGCCCUUAUGCCUUUUCAGCCUCGUUUUCACCACUACCUCUUUGAAUUUUACUCUAGCAGACCACUUACAGUUCAAAAAUACAUAUUUUUCUUUUUCCUCUCCUGGCUUUUGUACAUGCUCUACCUCUUUGAUUAGUACAUUGUUCACUCACCCUCCCUUCUGCUUAUUACCUUACUCAGGUAUUUCUUAAGCACCUUUUAUGUGUCAGGUACUUCUCUCCCCCUUUGUGUGAAUAACUCCUACUUGUCUAGCUAGGAUGUCACACUCUUUAGGAAACUUUCCUGACUUAAGACUUAUCCUUGAUUAGUUCCUCAUGUUUCUGGUCUCAUACCCCCUUAUUUACCCACCUUAUCCUUGAUGAGGGUCCAGGUGGCAUCAGCUUCAUCUAGUGUCAGCAGGUGGGGGGUACCAACCAACAUGGUGUGGUAUGGGGUGUGGGAAGGGUUGGGCACGGUGGUGGCUGCUGCAAGAACCCCAAGCUACCCAGGGAGGUGAGGCCCCCAACCUUGGGCUCUGAUCUACUGCAGCAUGAGGUCAUAGAGGUCUAGCUAGGUGAUGAGUCCUUGGGUAGGGAGAGGACAGUCACUUCCUUACCCUUACUAUACCUACAGCCCAAGUCCAUACUCUUGAGUCACCUAUGCAUUCUACUGCUUUAAGGAAGGAAAAUGCAGGUAUCAUAAUUCUUGGUCUGAGUUCUUUAGGCAAACAGGAUCAGGCCUCUCUUCUGCCCUGAAGAGAUUUUCUAUCUUGUCAGCAGCAGAUGCCUCUUUAGUGAGGUUGGAUUAAGGUCUUAGAGGACUGUGGGAGAAGUAUAGGUCAGGACUUACACAGAGAACCAAGCAGUGGUUCUCAGCCUUGGCUGUGCUUUGGAAUUGCCUGAGGACUUUAAAAAUUACUGAUGCCUGGGUUCUACCCUCAGAGAUUCUGAUUUAAUUGGUCCAGGGUAUGCCUGGGUAUCAGGAUUUGUAAAAGCUCCCCAGGAAACUCUCAUGUGCAACCUAGGUUGAAGCCCAUUAUUAAUGGAUGGGUUAUAAUUACAAUGAAAGCCAGAUGGUGUGUAGGGGGUUGUCAUGUAGAGCAGUGACAACUUGGAGAGUAAGAAUCUAAUUGGGAUAAUGUUGCCUUAGUAACUGGAGGGAGCUUUCAGGAAGCCAGAAUUACCCAGCUAUAUUUGAGGAAAUUUUUCUUCAUGUUCCACUCCCUGUCCUAGGUUCAUCUGUGUCUAGUAGCUGUUCUCCCACUCCAGCCCUGAUCUUUGUGAUUUCUCCUUGUGUCUCUGUCCAGAGAUCACAACCUGGUGUUUUGCUGGUGAAGAAGAAUUGUUCUUCUCUGUGGAAGAACCACUCUAAAGGUCCUUUUCAGUAGCUACUCUCCCACUCCUCCCCAUAUCUGUCCAAGGAGUUCUCUCCGAGUCCCUCUAGAAAAUCUUCUGUGUGCUGAGGGAGACCUCUUGCAUAUAUCCUUCCCUAACCUAGAAUAUAGGGUUAUUUCACAAAGGUGGCAGUAGCCUAAGCUGGCUGGUAUGGAAUGAGUGUAGAGGCACAGGGAAGGGUCUUACAGUGGUGGGAAGUAGGAUUGUCAAUAUGUGACUGAAUGGCCUCAGAGGAAGGCAGGUCUACCUAGGCAGAGUCAAUAGUGUGGGUGCCAGGUCUUUGAACAAAGGUUCUACAGUGGGUGUGGGUCUAUAACCCAAGAGAGGGAUGAAUAAUAUCAAAUAUUUGUUGAGCUCUUGUGUACUAGGGGCUGUGUUGGAUACUAUGCAUUAUUUUAGUUAAUUCUUGCAGUAACCUAGAGAAGUAAGUACUAUUAUUACCCAAUUUUAAAUGUGAAGAGACUGAGGCUCAGAGAGGUUAAAUAAGUAGCCCGAGGCCGUACAGUGAGUUAAUGGAUGAUCUGAGAUGCAAAUCCAAGUCUGCCUAAUUUCAACUUUGACAAACAGUAGUUCUUCUUGGAGAAGGGAGAAAACAUGUUCCUUCUGCUCGCCUUGGUGUGUGAUGAGAGGGAUGCAUACUAGAUAGAAAGCACAGACUGGUGUAGUAAAGGAAAAUGAACAGGAUGAGAGGAGCCACAAUGGACCAAACCUUAUUUAGAAACCCUGAGUUUUUUAUUAAGACAAGCGGAACCAAGUGUCUUCCUCCUACUGCCCGGUUAGCUCAUUUUAUAUUAUGGUUGACCAGGAGAGACCACCUGGUGUAGUACAGUUGGCAUCUGUAUUAGUCUCUUAGGGCUGUCAUAACAAAAUAUCAUAAACUCGAUGGCUUACAGAAACAGAAAUUUAUUGUUUCACAGUUCUGGAGGCUGGGAGUCCGAGAUCAGGUUGUGUUGAUUCCUUCUGAGGCUUUGAGGGAGAAUCUGUUCCAUGCCUCUCUCCCAGCUUCUGGUAGGUCAGGGCAUUCCUUGUAGUUGCAGUGUCACAUGAUGCCCUUCCUCUGUCCCUGUGUCUCUUCUCUGAUUUUAUAAGGACACCAGUAUGAUUGGAUUAGGACCCAGCCUGCUGUGAUAUGAUCUCAUGUUAACUGAUAAUAACAUCUUCAGAGACCCUGUUUCCAAACAGGAUAAUGUUCACAGGUGCCAGGGGUUAGGACGUCCACAUAUUUUUUGGGGGGACAUAGUUUAAUCCGUAUCAGCACUUGGUUCCCUCCAGAAAGGAAUUCUGAUUGAGGUAAACUGAAAUAGAUACAUGCAUAAGGACAAUGGCCACAGACCUGGGGCAAAACUGACAGUUCAAUGCGAAAAGACAGUAGAGGUACAGA